AUGGAACAAGAUACUAACAUUGGGCUUCCGGGCCAGCCGAAGCAAACGACCCCAGAGAGUGAGAUGCAGCGGCAGCAGCAACUAGCAGCUGCUGCUGCGCUGCAUCAGCAUCAAACUGUGCAGCAGCAGCAGCAGCAGCAGCAGCAGCAACUGCUCCUGCAGCAGCAACUCCAGCUUGGCUCAGGUGAUGUUCCUACUGCUGCAGCUACCUUCGCAAGUGACCCUAUCCCGCAGCUUCAUGCUCUUCAGCAGCAGCAACUACUGCAACAACAGCAGCUGCUGCAGCAGCAACAACUGCUGCAGCACCAAUUGCAGGUGCAGCAGCACCAGCAGCAGAUGCAGCUGGAGCAGCAAGCUCCCCUUAUUCAAGGAGGAGUGCAGCUUCGCAUAGAGCCGCUGCCGUGGGGCGACCCCCAAGGUGUACGGCAACAGCUACAGCAGCAGCAGCAGCAGCAACUACACCAACAGCAGCUGCAGCAGCAGCUAGAGCAGCAGAUGCACCAGCAGCAACUGCAGCAACAAAUGCAGCAGCAACAUGUGCAGCAGCAGCAACAGCUUCAACAGCAAGUGCUGUGCAGUGCUACAGCGCAAGGCGUCUUGGCGAGUCUUACCGAGCCUGGCCUGCAGCAGCUGCAGCAGCAGCAGCAACAGCAGCAGCAGCAACAGCAGCAGCAGCAACAGCAGCAGUUGCUGCUGCAACCUGUGACAGGGGUGCAGCCAACACAGCAGUUGCACCUUCACCAGGACAGCCUCACAGUGCAGCAGCAGCAGCCGCUGCAGCAGCAGCAGCAACUGCAGCAGCAGCAACUGCAGCAGUUGCAGCUGCAGCAGCAGCAGCAGCUGCAGCAGCAGCCACUGACCCCGUUGCCGCAACAGCAGCUGCAUCUGCGUACAGCCAUACGGGAAAGGCAAGAGCAGGAGCAGCAGCGGCAGCAGCACCUGCAGCAGCAGCAGCUGCUGCUGCUGCAGCACCAGGAUGCCCGCAUCAGGCUGCAGCAGCUGCGGCAGGAACAGGCGCAGCCAGAGGAAGCAGCAGCAACAGCAGCAGCAGCAGAAGAUGAGCCCUUUGCUUCUUCUCCUCCGGCCUUUCGCCGAUCCUCCUAUUGCCCUUCUCUUGGUUACCGCAGCAAAAGCAGCAGCAGCAGCAGCAGCAGUGGGUUGGGCCUAGACUACCCCUUGCUGCAGCGCAACAGCAGAUGCGCCCACUGUGGCGGCGGCAGCAGCAACAGCAGCAGCACUUGCAGCUUCUGCAACAACGUGAGGCCUGCAUGCAGGAGAGAGUGGAGCGCCAGCUUCCUGAGCAGCGCGGGGCUGCGGCAGCAACUGCAGCAGCAGCGGCAGCAGCAACUCCUUCACCAAACAGAGCAGCAGGGGCAGCAGCAAUCCCAGCAGCAAACAGAGCAGCAGCUGCAAGAGCCGCAGCAACCGCUGCAGCCGCUGCACCAAGUGACAGCACCACCGCAAGCGACAGAACGACAACAGCAGCAGCAGCAGCAACAGCUGCAGCCGCAGCAGCCACUGCAGGAGCAGCUUGUGCUGCAGCCUGCGUUGCCGCCGCCGCCGCCGCCGCCGCCGCCGCCGCCGCCGCCGCCACAGCAGCAGCAACAGCAGGGAUUGUCGAUGCAGCAAGCAGCUCAAAAGACAUGUUUGCUGCAUCAGUCUCCUCAUGCGACUCCUUUGCGGCCAGGUACCCCUCAACCCCAACAAGGGCCCAUAGCUGCGCCUGUGCAGCAGCAGCAACUGCAGCAGCCUCAGCAGCCUCAGCAGCCGCCGCAGCAGCAGCAACCGCAGCAACCGCAGCAGCAGCAACCGCAGCAGCAGCAACCGCAGCAGCAGCAACCGCAACAGCAGCAACUGCAACAGCAGCAACCGCAGCAGCAACCGCAGCAGCGGCAACUGCAGCAACCGCAGCAGCAACCGCAGCAGCAGAAGCAACUGCAACAGCAGCAACCGCAGCAGCAGCAGCAGCCGCAGCAGCAGCAACCGCAGCAGCAGCAGCAACUGCAGCAGCAACUGCAGCAGCCGCAGCAGCAACUGCAGCAGCAACAGCCGCAGCAGCAGCAGCAACUGCAGCAGCAACCGCAGCAGCAACAACCGCAGCAGCAGCAACAGCAGCAGCAGCAGCAGCGGCAUGAUAUUGGGGUACAGGUCACAUCCUCUGUAACCGUCGUUGAUUCCACUGCUGCUGCUGCUGCUUCUCAAGGGGCCCCCCUCCCUUCAGCUAUCGGGGCUCCUAUGCUUGCACCUGUGGGGGCCCCAUUAGGAGCGUCAGCAGUAGCCGGAGCAGCAGCAACCGCAGCAGCAGCAACCGCAGCAGCAGCAGCUGGGGGGCCCCCUGUAGCUGGAGCUGCGAGGGGCCCCCCUAAAGCUGCGGCGGGGCCCCCUGCUUUGUCUGCAGUGUGGGAGGGGGCCUCCCCCCCACCAGAAGCUGCAGGGGGCCCCCCUGCUGCUGCUGCUGGGGGCCCCCCCGCUGCUGCUGCUGCUGCUGCGGGGGGGCUCUCAGGGUCUGAGAAGGGGGCCCCCCUCAGUGCAGAAGUGAGGGGCCCCUUUGAAUCAUCCAGGCGGUUGUCUGUCCCUUUAAUUGCUGGUCUUGUUAGCAGUGAGAUCAGCAGCAGCAGCAGCAGCAGCAGUAGCAGCAGCAGCAGCAGGACCAGCAGCAGCGGCAGCAGCGGCAGCACCGGCGGCUCCUUUGAGGGCCCCUCUGCCUUCUUCGGCAUAGGGGUACUGGAGGCAGCAGCAGCAGCAGUAGAAGCAGCAGAAGCAGCUGAUGCAGCAGCAGCAGCAGCAGCAGCAGCCGCCGCAGGACCAGCAGAGAGCAGCCGCUACAGCACUCGCAGCGGUAGCACAGCAACAAACCUGAGCAGCGGAGGAGGACAAGCUAGCAGCAGCAGCUGCCCGACCACGCAGCAAUUAGCAGCAGCACCACCACCAGCUGCUGCUGCUGCUGCUGCUGCACCAGCAGCUGAUGCUGUAACAGCAAAACAACCCCCCGCAGCAGCAGCACCCCAGGGAAUGCCUAGCAUGAAGAUGCCCUCGGACGACAUUGCCUUGCAGACACGCCUGCAGCAGCAGCAACAUCAGCAGCAGCAGCAACAGCAGCUGCAGCUACAGCAACAGCAACAGCAACAGCAGCAGCAGCAGCAUACACUUCCAGCCGCGUCUGACCAUACCACCUUCGGCGUACCCUCAACCUUGCUGCCAGGCCCAGCAGCAGCAGCAGCUGCUGCUGCUGCCCCGGCCGAAGCACCAGAGGUAGCUGCUGCUGCUGCUGCUGCUGCUGCUGCACAGACGCAACAGCAGGUGCAGCAGCAGCAGCAGCAGGAGCAGCAGCGGGUUCAGCCUUCAGUUGCACCACUGAAGCCGCGAAGGGAGACAGAAACGGGCAUGCAGCAGCAGCAGCAGCCUGAAGUGGGGGCCCCUGCCCGAGUUGCUGCUGCACGUGCUGCAAGUGCUUGCCCAUCAACAACAGCAGCAGCAGCGACAGCAGCAGCACCAAGGGCAGCAACAGAGACACCGGUUCGCGCUCGUACACCUGUAGACUCCUUUACGCAACAUCAGGGUAUUCCGUCGUGGCAGCAGCAGCAGCAGCAGCAGCAGCAGCAACAGCAACCGCUGUCGUUGUUGGAGCAACCGCAACAGCAACUCACCGUGCAGCAGCCAGAACAGGGCCUGCAGCAACAGCAGCAGCAGUACGAAGAACAGCUGCCGCCGACGGAUACAGGAAUGGGGCAGCAGCAGCAGCAGCAGCAACAGCAACAGCAGCAGCAGCAACAGCAGCAGCAGCAACAACAACAGGUGCGGGAGCAGCUGCAGCAUCAUCACCAAUGUGAACAGCAGCUGCAGAAACGCCACCAUGAGCAUCAGCAGCAACAGCAGCAGCAUCAGCAUGCCCAGCAGCAGCAGCACCAUCAACUGCAAUCACAGCAGCAGCAGCAGCAGCAGGAGCAGCAGCAGCACAUUUGUACAACGCAGUCCGCUCCGCAGCAGCAGCAGCAGCAGCAGGAACACGGCAAUGAUGAACAACAGCAACAACAGGAGGCUUUGGUGCAGCAGGAACUGCUGCACCAGCAAACAUAUCAACACCAAUUGCUGCAGCAACUGCAGCAGCAGCAGCAGCAGCUGGAACAGCAGCAGAUGCAGCAGCUUCACCUUGAACAGCAGCAGAUGCAUCAGCAGCAGGUGCAACAAGAGGUACGCCAACAUCUUCUCCAUCAACUCACGACCCAGCAGCAGAAUGCACAGCAAUCAUUACAGCUGCAGCAGCAGCCCGUUGCUGCAGCAGCAGCAGCAACAACAUAUUACCAGCAGCAGAUUGAGGCGCAUCACGUCCUAGUUGUUGCGGAGCAAGAACAGCAGCUCCAAGCUCAGCUUCAGCACGAGAUGCUUGCCCUACAGCAGCAGCAGCAGCAGCAGCAGCAGGUUGCAGCUGAUACGCUGGCCCAGCAGGUCUUAUUUGAAGAGGCUUUGCUGCCGCUGCAGCAGCGGCAGCUGCCCUUGCAGCAGCAGCAGCAGCUGCCGCUGCAGCAGCAGCAGCUGCUGCUGCAGCACAGUUUGAGUGAGCAUGUCUGGCAUGUGCGCUUCGAAGGUGGAGAACAGCAGCAGCAUUUGCAACAGCUGCAGCAGCAGCAGCAGCAACUAGAACAGCAACAGCAGCAGCUACAGCAGCAGCACCAACAACUACAGCAGCAGCAGCAGCUAGAACAGCAACAGCAGCUGCUGCUGCAGCAGCAACAGCAGCUAGAGCAACAGAUACAGCAGCAGCAGCAGCUAGAGCAGCAGCAGCUAGAGCAGCAGCAGAUACAGCAGCAGCAGCAGCAGCUAGAGCAGCAGCAGCAGCAGCAUUACGAUUUGGCCCAGCUGCAGGUGAUGGCCGACGUGUGGCUGCAGAAGAGACUGCAAGGGUCUCAGGAUCCAUUCGAUGUCUUCUUGCAGGAGCAUGCUGCAGCAGCAGCAGCAACAGCAGCAGGUGCUGCAGCAGCGAGAACAGCAGCAACAGCAACCAUGACAGCGGCGGGAGCUUCUGCUGCCUCGACAGCAGCAGCAGCUGCUGCUGCUGCAUAUGCUGCUGGACAGAUGGGCCUCACUGCAAGUCUCUCCGGAAGCAACGCGCUGCUAAGCGAAGGCCAGUCAGUAAUUUCAGUCCCCAGCAGCAGCAGCAGCAGCAACAGCAGCAGUAGCAGCAGCAGCAGCAGCAGCAGCAGCAGCAGCAGUGGCAGCGUUCCCUGGGCCGUUGGAGAGCAAUCGGGUUUUUCUUUGGAGAGGCCCCAGUGGCAUCCGAUAGCUGAAGGGGGGGAGGAAGCGAGGAGGAGCAGCACUAGCAGCAGCAGCAGCAGCAGCAGCAGGCGAAGAAGCAGCAGCAGCAGGAGCAGGAGAGAAAAGCGACGUCUUCGUAGGCAUGUAUCUCCGAGCCCUCAUGAUGUCUCUGAUAUACGCAUAAGAGGAAGAUCUCCUAGCAGCAGGAGCAGCAGCAGUAGGAGCAGCAGCAGUAGGAGCAGCAGGAGCACAAGCAGCAGCAGGAGCAGCAGCAGCACGAGCAGCAGCAGCAGCAUCAGCAGUAUCCCUAGUGAAAUGAAUGAUAUGUUUGGGGGCUUACGUUUAGUAAUAGUAGCAAAUCGCUUGCCUUUAAGCGUAGAGAUAAAGAGAAAUGAAGGCUUAACAUACACUCAAAGCGGAGGAGGUCUUGUCUCAGGCCUCCGAGGUAUAAGACAUUUAAACUGUCUCUGGGUAGGCUGGGCUGGAGCAGAGGCCCCCCCUUUGCUGCGGCCUCGUUUAACAGCAGAGUAUAAGAAAAAGAAUUGUUUUCCUGUCUUCUUAGACCAGCAAACAAUUGACGCCUAUUAUAACGGAUUCUGUAAUAAUGUACUCUGGCCUCUUCUUCAUUAUUUACCUCCGCCUUUAGAUGUUGAUGCAGGUGAAGAGCAAAGCCUCCUUCAGUGGAGAGCCUACGUGCAUGCAAAUGAACUCUUCUGUGAAGCCCUAUGCGAGGUAUUUCAUUAUACGCACUUCAAUAUACCUGCAUGCAUGCACGCAUGCAUGUGUCUCGUUUAG
Eimeria acervulina is the source of this 6048-nucleotide messenger RNA. RefSeq lists its product as hypothetical. Lineage: Eukaryota; Apicomplexa; Conoidasida; Eucoccidiorida; Eimeriidae. Gene Ontology annotation, cellular component: cytosol. Gene Ontology annotation, molecular function: catalytic activity. The record is from RefSeq and is a predicted model, not a curated record. The coding region runs from base 1 to 6048 and encodes 2015 amino acids. Gene Ontology annotation, biological process: trehalose biosynthetic process. The transcript has a single exon.